Molecule: messenger RNA, 880 nt
Organism: Molossus molossus (Pallas's mastiff bat)
Lineage: Eukaryota; Metazoa; Chordata; Mammalia; Chiroptera; Molossidae
Gene: CPSF4L
Product: cleavage and polyadenylation specific factor 4 like
Exons: 10
Coding region: 1-750 (249 amino acids)
Cellular component (GO): mRNA cleavage and polyadenylation specificity factor complex
Molecular function (GO): RNA binding; metal ion binding
Source: RefSeq, a predicted model, not a curated record
AUGGACGAGGUCAUUGCGGGGCUGGAGAGGUUCACGUUCACCUUGGAGGAGGAUGUAGAGAUGCAGAAGGGCACUGGCCUCCUGCCUUUCCAGGGCAUGGACAAGUCCAGCUCAGCGGUGUGCAACUUCUUCGCGAAAGGGCCCUGUGAGAAAGGGAAGCUGUGCCCAUUCCGGCACGACCACGGGGAGCAGACGGUGGUGUGCAAGCAUUGGCUGCGCGGGUUGUGCAAGAAGGGCGACCAGUGCAAGUUCCUACACCAGUACGACCUCACCAGGAUGCCCGAGUGCUACUUCUUCUCCAAGUUCGGUGAAUGCAGCAACAAGGAAUGUCACUUUCUCCACACGAAGACAGUUUUCAGGACCCGGGACUGUCCUUGGUAUGAUCAAGGUUUCUGCAGAGACGGUCCCCUGUGUAAGUACCACCACAUCCAGAGGCUACUGUGCAUUAACUACUUAGCGGGCUUCUGCCCCAAGGGACCCAAAUGCCAAUAUGCACACCCCAAGAUGAACCUUCCCUUCAGCCCGACGCACGUGGAGCUAAUAACAUGGCCUGCGGGCCACGCCUCACCUUCUGCUGCUACCUGGCAACCCCGAAAGCCCCCUUUCCCGAUGGAGUGUCUGCUUCUCCCCCACCCCCUGCGGCCCCGGGAGCAGCUGGCCUCCUGCUGCCCAGGGCUCAGGGCGCAGGAGCAGGGCCCCAGCUACAGGUGUGAAAAAAUGGGCCAUUAUAUCAUUAACUGCAUGCAGUAGACUGACCGGGUAAGAGCUGUCGGAUGUAACUCCUGGUCUGUCUGGGGGGCUGGAGGAGCUGCCCGUGAGGAGCCCCGUGGCCAUUCUGUGGGCUUGUUCCCAAUGUCCUCGUGGGCCCACGGUUGCCUAA